Musa acuminata AAA Group (dessert banana) is the source of this 1032-nucleotide messenger RNA. RefSeq lists its product as uncharacterized. Lineage: Eukaryota; Viridiplantae; Streptophyta; Magnoliopsida; Zingiberales; Musaceae. The record is from RefSeq and is a predicted model, not a curated record. The coding region runs from base 1 to 1032 and encodes 343 amino acids. The transcript is spliced from 12 exons.
AUGGCGCUCGGGAAGGUCGCCAUCGUCAUCGGAGCGGGUAUUGUAGGGUCUAUGAUCACAAAGGAAGUUCAUUUUUCUGAUGUCACUUAUUUGUUUUCUGAUGCUUUCAAGAUUGUCACGAAGCACCUAAAACAAGAUAAUGGUAAUAUUCAAUCUUCUAGCAAACCACAGAAUGAAUCUCUACUAGCACAGGUUAAUACUCUCCGUCAAGAGUUGCAACUCUUAGCAUCAUCAAGAUCAGUUACAAUUGUAACUGGUGCAAACUCAGGUUCUGGUACUUGUGGCAUCACAGCUGUUAUUGUGUUUGGGGCUGUUGGAUAUCUAUGUAUAUGGUGGAAGGGAUGGAAGGUUUCUGAUAUGAUGUUUGUGACACGUCGUGGUUUAUCAGAUGCUUGCACUACAGUCGGCAAGCAACUGGAGCUAAUCUCAGCAUCAAUUGCUACUGCUAAGCGUCAUUUAUCUCAAAGGAUUGACCGUGCAGACAUCAAUUUGGAGGAGUGCAAGGAACUUGCUACUGCCACCAAAUGUGAGGUCUCAAAGCUACAUGGGGAUUUGAGUUUGAUUCACACCGAUGUUGAAUCUGUUCACCAUGCUGUCCAGACUCUGGAGACAAAGCUUUUUCGAAUAGAGGACAGACAGGAUUUUGCAACCCAAGGAGUCUAUCAUCUGUGUCAGUAUGUGGAAAAAUUAGAACAGAGCAAAAGUCAAGAACUUAUUCAGGACUCACCAUCCAGUUCUAGCCAAGCAAUUGAACUUCCACAAGCUACACCGUUAGUGACAAAAACAGACUCUUUGCCACCUUUGACCCUGGAAACACCAUCAUCGUCAAUGUCUUUGUCGUCAUCAUCUGCUGUUGAGAAGUCUAAGGUGAUGAUUUUUGACAUUUACCUCGACUUCUAUGAGUGUCAUAUUAUAGUAUCUGAUCAACUAAAGGUUUCUGGGGUUCUGCAGCUUGCAACAGCUGUGUUGGUUUCAGACCUAGUAAAGCUUAGCACAUAUAAUGUUCUUUAUUUUGCCAAAACAGUACUAUGA